AGCCGGCCUCGCACCCAACCCUCCUAGCGACUCCGGUAUCAAUGCCGAUGAAACGGUUUUCCAUCCAUUUUUCAGCGGAAACCAGACGAACCUCCAACACGUAUUCCAGGAUAUCAUUACGACUGUCAAAACCUAUAAUAAGUGCAGACUUCCCUAGCUUCACUGCGGCCUAUAAUGAGCAAUCAUAUGCUUUCCAGUCCAUUGCCAGCAUCGACUUGAUACUUGGGGACAACAUGAGUGCAUACGACAGCGUUGUCGAGGUAGGCGCCAGCAAGCGUGGUUUCGCCAUAUACAUGGCGGACAACGCUCUUUCACAUCACUAUGUCGAUGAAAUCGGCGUGCUGUUUAGCCAGAUGGCUGCUGACUCGACCAUCACGAAGCUUCGUAUUUUCUACACUACGUUCCACGUACAAGGGGAUAAGACCAGCAAGAAUACCGGGGGCCUACGCCCAGAAAGACUAUGCUAUCAACAGAAGUGCGUUCAGGGUCGGGACCUUCGCAUUGGUGACUCAUGCGAAGACAUUCGCGCAGAAGAUCUUCAAGACUCUUAUUGGUGCCUAUCUGGGUGAUAACAGCACUCUUAUCGAUAUCUAGAUCAAGUUUUACUUUGAGCGACAUCUCAGCACGAGUGUAUAAAAAAUAUGUCCGGUAAACGAGUACGCUUUUAUUCCUAAGAUUCCUGAGUAUAGCUACUAGCUGAAUUUCUAAUGAUCUCGGGGGUCUGGGAGUAGCAGGAAUAGCUUCAGCCCC
Molecule: messenger RNA, 750 nt
Organism: Gamsiella multidivaricata
Lineage: Eukaryota; Fungi; Mortierellomycota; Mortierellomycetes; Mortierellales; Mortierellaceae
Exons: 2
Coding region: 42-569 (175 amino acids)
Source: RefSeq, a predicted model, not a curated record